AUGUAUUCCACUUUGGAAGAAGGCUACUGGAUUAAUUUGUCCUUGGAUGAUAAAACCGCCAACAAGAUGUUAUGGAUUUCUGACAACGGCUCCAAAGCGUGUCGCAGGCUUGAUGAGGUGUGUCCAGUCCUGAACCGCCCAGAGAGAUACGAGUACUCGCCACAGGUAAGGUUGAAAACUGGCAUCUGGAACAUGAGGGCCUACUGGGAAGUGAACUACAUCGGCUGGGUCGUGAUCGGCGCCACCUAUAAGGGAGUGGGACGCAGGGCCAACUCCGGGCCGAGCGGCCUUGGGGAGAACGCGGAGUCGUGGGGUCUGUGCUGGGCGGGAACGCGCUACCAGAUCUGGAUUAACGGCAUGAACAAGGACAUCAACCAUGUCCCCUAUUGCUCCACCAUCGGGGUGUGCAUGGACCAGCCCGCCGGCAUCAUCAGCUUCUACGUGGUGAGUGGAGAGGGCGCCGACAGGGAGGUCAAGCUGCUCUACAGGGUCAAGACCAACAUCGAGAAGAAGAUUAUUCCUGGGUUCUGGAUGGGGAUCCAGUCUUCAUGCACGUUACUAAAGAAAGCAGAAUGA
Messenger RNA from Entelurus aequoreus (snake pipefish), 576 nucleotides. RefSeq names its product stonustoxin subunit beta-like. The transcript has 3 exons. The record is from RefSeq and is a predicted model, not a curated record. Bases 1 to 576 code for a protein of 191 amino acids. Lineage: Eukaryota; Metazoa; Chordata; Actinopteri; Syngnathiformes; Syngnathidae. Gene Ontology annotation, molecular function: protein binding.